Molecule: messenger RNA, 2501 nt
Organism: Cryptotermes secundus
Lineage: Eukaryota; Metazoa; Arthropoda; Insecta; Blattodea; Kalotermitidae
Product: basic salivary proline-rich protein 2-like
Exons: 2
Coding region: 596-1234 (212 amino acids)
Source: RefSeq, a predicted model, not a curated record
GAUGGGCUAUUUCUGUAAUUAUGUGUCCCAGUUAAUGCACAAAACAGGCUUUUCCUUUCAAAAAUACAUGUUACGGAUUAUCUUGUAGUUGAAAAUUGUAUCUAUCCUUUGAUAAUAACAUGUGAUAUGUUACUCUCCUGACUUCUUCUGGCAGUGGACAUGUCUGUGUGCUAAGAGGUGUGCCAGUGAAGGUAUGGAACAACCUGAAUUUUAAACUGAAUUUCAUGUAUGUUCAGUACUUUGCCUGUUACUAAUAGGCUGUGCCAUGCCUGUUCUGUGUUUGUCUUGGGAAUUUCAUACUGUACUGUGAGACAAUAUACAAAGUGCCAGAACUAAAAUAAAACAAGUAAUCACAAGAAAAUGAAUCAUUAUUAUGUUAAAAUAUAUGGGAUUUCACUAUGUUAUGCUUCUGUAUAACUUUUGAUCAGGCCAUGGGCCAGGAUUUGGGCCUGCAAGUACAGAUGGGUCACCUGUACAUGGAAGUCAGUACACAGCAGUGCCAGGGCCCAAUUCCUUUACUUCAUUACCACCUGCAACUACGAGUGCUGGACUUCCCGCUUACAGAGACUACUCAGGACUGUACUCUGUUCCCAAUAUGCAAGGACCUCCUGGGCAAGGGCAGAUUCCAGGAGGCCCCCUCCCUCCGAUGCCUCAAGGACCGAUUCCAGCUGGUGUACCACCUGGUGCAAUGCAUGGGCUUCCUAGGGGUCCAAUACCAAACCCCAUGAUGCCAAUGGCUGGUCAGAUGCAUGGCCCUCCAAGGCCAAUCCAUAACCAAGGACCUCCAAUUCAGGGUCCUCAAAUACAAGGACAGGUCCCAGCACAGUUGUUGCAGGGAGCCCCACAAGUACAAGGAGGCCCCAUGCAGCUUCAGAGACCUCCUCAAAUACAAGGUCAAGGACCCCAUUCAAUUCAAGGCCAGGGACCACCACCACAUAUGCAAAGUCAGGGACCACAACAGAUACCAGGGCAAGGGUCUCACAGUCAGUUACAGAGCCAGGGACCUCCACCCCAGAUGCAAGGCCCUCCCAGUCAAGCACCAGUACCACAAAAUCAGCAGGUACCUGGUCAACCAAUGGGUGGUGCUCAGGGACCCCCAGCUUCACACUAUCAACAAGGAGGGGCAAUAGUACCACCAGGUGGGACCCAGCCUCCACAAGGCCCUGCCCCAGGGAGCCCUCAGCAACAGCAACCACAGCAGCAGCAAACAGCAGAAUUGAUUAGCUUUGACUAGUUCAUUUAAUCGCUAGAUUUAUGUAUUUGGUCUGUUGCAUAUUAUAUGAAGAAUGUAUAACAUUUUGCUAUAGUGAUUUUUAUGCAUUAAAAUUACCCGUGGUAGGUUCGAAAGCAUUGCUGAUUGCAUUUAUAUGUGAUGAUCAUUUGUGUGGGGUAUAUUGUAAACAUAAAACAGGAAGCUGCAAAUAAUGCUGCUAGUUGAAUAUAUAAUUACACAAUUGGCACAGAAUAAAUAGAUUAUGAGAAUCCAUAUAUUUAUAAUAUGAAAUGCUAUAAAAAUAAGUGAUGAUAUGAUAAAAGUGCCAGAAUGAAUGGCUGCAUGGUCUGUCCCUCUGUUUGUUCAAUAACCUUUUCUUAACAAUGUAAAAUAAAAUAAAUGCAGUCUUAAAACAGAAUGAGAUUUCAUAUUAUAUCCAAUGUAGUAACAGUCUGUAAUUUACCUCUGUGGCAAGUCUAUUCCUAUACAAAGUAAAAUGAUCUAUCUUGAGGCCAUGGAUUUGAACUCUCAAGUGUGGGAUUUUGUAGUAAAUCUGAGACUAUGACAUAUAACAAAGUUCAGGUAAGAUAGAAAGGUAAAUUUGCCCUAUGCUUAAGCACUGCACCAUGAAGGUGUACAGGGGAGUGGAGGCACAGCUGCAGCAUUUGAUGGAGAGUGAUCGUCUUCAUGUCCCAGCCACUUUACUUCUGGGAAAAGAGUCCCCAGUACCAAUUGAUCAGAAGGCUGUAUGGCCCCAGGUCAGUGUCAGUGUUGUGGAGAAGAAAAAAUCUCUUUUCCAGUUGGGUUUUGAAACCUGGUUCCCCAGUCAUCCAGCACAUAUUGUAGGCAUUAUACUGAUAGCUGUACCAGAAUUAGUUCUGGGUAGAACUCAUGGAGCCUUUUUUGCUGCUGCAUACUUAGUUUAAUUCUUACAGAUCCUAUGUUAUGUUUAUAAAUUUUAUAAUCCAACAGUGACAUAAUGACAUGCAAUUUGGCCUAUGGAUUUUCAGGCUGUUAUAUAAUUGAGUCUGAGUUGAGUUAAAACCUUUUAUUGUCUGUAACUAAAUAUAUUAUAAAUUAUUUUAUUUUACUGGUAUUUUAUUUGUCUUUUAUUAUCAUCCUGCUUUUGUGAAGAACAUGAUAAAUGUAUACGGUUGUGCAAAAAUCUUGUUGGGCAAUCACCUGUGUGAGUGUUAAGAACCAAUGUUUCAGAGAUCGCCUCCAUCUCUUAUCAUCAGCACCAAGCUAACUUGGAAGAAUGUAAAUAAAGUUAUUGUUACUCUGUUCA